Cinara cedri is the source of this 1495-nucleotide messenger RNA. The record is from the annotation of a GenBank genome assembly. Lineage: Eukaryota; Metazoa; Arthropoda; Insecta; Hemiptera; Aphididae.
AUGAAUACUGUUAAAUUAAGUACAGAAUUAUUAGAGGUGAGUAGUUGAUAUUUUACUAUCAAUAUUUGUUUUUUUCUAACAAUGUACUGAUUUUCCCAUACAUAUUUAUAGAGUAUUGAUCAAGAUGGUGAUACUGAAUCAUUACCCUCACACUCGAGUGACGACUUGGAAUCAUAUGCUUUUUCUGAACAUCAAAUACAAACAGGCAAACAAAUUAGUAUAGAUGACUAUUCAGGUCAAUUUAAGUUUGAUUUUUCUUUAGAUUUUGUAGAAAUGUCCAAACGACAUUGGAUGGUAAUGAUAUUAUUUUAAAUACUCUGUUACACCUUAAAACCUUAAGUGAAGGCCUAUAAAAACUAUACACAAAUUUGUUUUCAAUUAGUGAUUUAUGUUUUAGUAUUCUGUAGCAUUGAACAAAGUAUACAUUGAUAUGAACCGAAUACUACCUAUACAAUUUUAUUGGCAGUUUGACAAAGCUAAUUCAUUAGGAAUAAAAAAUCUUCGUAUACGAGCAUUACUUGUUUUUGCUAUUCCUGAAUUUCGUCAGUUAUCCAUUAAACGUUGUCCAAUACAUGUUAUGCUGGAUGUACCCAGUAGUAUGCAUUUUUCAUAACAUUACUACAUACAUUAAAUUAAAAUGUAUAUAUUUGAAAUUUCUUAAUUAAUUUUUAAAAUAAUUUUAGAUCCCAAACAAGUUGAACACAUUAUAUGGUGUGAACAAAGUGAUGCUAUUUAUGAAAAAGAUCCCAAUAGCCAGCGGUAUAGUGUGGUUGCUACUGUUCAUAAUUUUGAUCCUAGUUCGUCUCACAGAUCGUAUGAUGUGUUAUAUAAGUUUAUGUGCAAAUCUAGCUGUAGUACAAGUUUCAACCGAAAACCUAUUUAUAUAAUUUUUACUUUAGAAACUCCACAGUAAGAUUAUUAAGUAUAUUAUUUAAUAAUUAUAAUUACAUUAUUAACUUUAUGAAAUUUUAUUUUAGGGGACAAGUAUUAGGUAGAAAAAAACUAGGUUUGAAGGUUUGUAGUUGUCCAAAAAGAGAUAUGUUAAAAGAAGAAGCUCUAGAAAAAAAGAGAUUAAAUGGGAUACCUAUAAAAGUAACAAAACCCAAAAAUGAUGUCAUCAAUGUUGAUUAUAGAACUUUCAAAAUUCCAGAGGUACUUAUGUAUUUUUUUUUUUAUACAAAUUAAAGUUCUUAAAAUAUUAAACGGACAGUUAUUUAUUUCAGUUAACUAUUCCAAGUAAAAAGUUAUAUUUAAGUACAUUGGAACUAUUGCACAGUCAUUUUUUGGGUAAUGCUGUUAGGGAUGAUAAUCUGGUAGAUUCACAUUCUUUGAUUAGCAUGGUUGCUGACCUAAUAACUCAAGAGAAUUCUGUAAGCAACAAUACACUUUUAUUAUUUAUAACUGUACUUAUUUUUUAAAACAGAUGCACAAUGUAUAAUAAAUAUUAACUUUUUUUUAGAAUAACAAUGCUGAUUCAAAAAAUCAACAAUCUUGA